AUGCCAUCCGCGCGGGAGUCAAGUCCGGAGGACAUUUCAGAUGGAGGUAUUGAUCUAAAGUAUCUGGCCAUCGGCGAAGCAAAGAAGGCUAAGAAGGAGAGGAAAGAAAAAGGUGAAAAGGUUGAAAAGAAAGUGAAGAAGGAGAAGAAGGAAAAGAAAGAAUCAUCCAAAGACAAGUCAUCAACCAAAGAGAAAUCUAGCAAGAAGAGAAAAGCAGAGACUCUGACCGAGGAGCCCGUGGUCGCAAAAUCUCCAGAAGACGAUGUGUCCAUGGAAGACGCCAACCCAGUACAAGAAGAACCAUCCGAUAAUCCACCCUCUAAAAAGCGCAAAUCUGUACUUGGCGAAGAGAUCGAGGUCGACGUUACCGCCCCCGAGCCACCAUCCAAGAAAGCCCUCCGUGCUCUCAAAAAGGGCAAACCUUUACCACCAUCAAAAUCCGGCGCGGAACCCAUGAAGGACGGCGAGGCCAAAAAACCAAAAGCCGAAGUAGAGAAGAGAUCUGAACACGCCAUCUGGAUCGGAAAUCUCGCCUUCCACACCUCCAAGACGGAUCUUCGUAAAUUCUUCGUUGAGAAAUCUGAUAUCACGGAUGAGAUGCUCACCAGAAUUCACAUGCCUGGUCCCAACGACAAGAAAUCAGCAAACUCGGUCGAGGAGAAGAGAAAUGGAAAGACGGUUCACAACAAAGGUUUUGCUUACGUUGACUUCACCACCGAGGCAGGAGUUACAGAGGCCCUUGAGUUAUCAGAGCAAUUAUUGGGAGGACGAAGGGUCUUGAUCAAGAACCACAAGUCUUUCGAAGGGCGGCCCCAAAAGACAAAAGAGGAAACUCGAAAAGAAGGAAAGCCACCGAGCAAGAGAGUCUUCGUGGGAAAUCUUGCCUUCGAAGCUACAGAGGAAAGCGUUCAGGAGCAUUUCGAGAAGUGCGGGGCCAUUCAGAGCGUCAAACUUGCACAGUUCGAGGACUCUGGAAAGUGCAAGGGAUAUGGAUGGAUCCAAUUUGAGGAAUUGGAAGCAGCACAGAAUGCCGAGCGUGGUUUCUUCCACGUGGAUGAAUCAGCAUCUGACUCCGAAUCCGAGUCGGAGGCAGAUUCCGACAGCGAAAUGGGUUCAGAAGCAGAGACCAUCACCAAACCAAAACCUAAGACGACGAUCAUACGGAAAGUCUGGUGCAACAGAAUCAACGGUCGAACCUUGAGGAUGGAAUUCGCAGAAGACGCUCAAGUCAGAUACAAGAAGCGUUACGGAAAGGAUGGCACCAAGCAACAGCAACAGCAACAACCACAACAACCUGCUGGGGAAUCCGCACCGGAGAGUAACGUGGUGGUUCCUUCCAAAACCGUCGAGUACCGGAAGCCCUAUGCAGCCCGUCUCACGGGUGGUAUCAUCGAGAGUAAGGGAAAGAAGGUUACCUUCUAG
Messenger RNA from Hymenoscyphus albidus, 1422 nucleotides. NCBI's taxonomy places the organism in Eukaryota, Fungi, Ascomycota, Leotiomycetes, Helotiales, Helotiaceae. The record is from the annotation of a GenBank genome assembly.